AUGACAGCUCGGGCCUGUAUGGUCUCUCGCUCCCUUCCCUUCUUGAUCGACGGAAUUGAAGACGAUACCGACCGACGCUUCUUGGACCACUUUGUCUACGGAUUCAGUCGCGUUUUGACAUUGAUUAAUGAUGACUCGAACCCCUUCAAGGAGAUACUCCUUCCCAUGGCUACACAACACCGGGGACUAAUGCAUUCGCUUAUGUGCCUAUCCGGCUCACACUUAUCGGGACUGGACCCAGAGCCGAAGUUUAUAGCCCGAAAAUACCACCAUUUCCAUUGCGCAAUCCAAGACCUGCAGCACAACCUUCUUAUUAAAGCUUCUUCAAAACCGAGCAACCCGGGAGAGGAUCCCGACCUUCUAGUUGAGGAUCCAAUAAUAGCAUCGACAAUAGCGCUCAGUUUGAACACGAUAUGUGAAGGUGAAACUAAGGGGGAGUACCGGAUGCACAUGGAUGCCGCAAAGCAUCUUCUGAAACACCAGAAACCGAGGAACGAGAAAUUUCGGCAGUUCAUUGUUGAAUUCUUUCAAUACCACGAUGUUUCCAACUCGGUCACCUCGCUGGACCGACGGCCGGCCCAUUUAAAUGGCGACCUUAGACUACCCGACUUUGUGCCACAUGCACAGGCGGGUAUGUUUCUGGGGGUAUUCGAUGGGCUCUUUAACUACAUUUCCGAGGUGACUAGGUUGAGGGACAAGAUCAGGCAGCGACACAAUGAAGGGUAUGAGCCAGCGGUUGACUACCAGAUACUAAGUGAGGCCGUCUCCAUCGACUCCGCUAUCCGGCUUUGGGAAACGUCCUAUCCGCCCAACACUGCGAACUGGUCUUUGGCACAGCUUUAUCGGCAGUCGACCUGGGUGUACCUCUAUCGUACCAUUCGCCCUUCGCAACCAGGUGACAAGAUAGGUCAAGUGGUGGAUGAUGGCCUGGCAUACCUGGAUCAGCUUCCACAGGACGCUGGCGCGUAUAGCAUUGUCCUGAUGCCAUUGUUCCUCCUCGGAUGCUCGGCGUUCUUGCAGCACCAGCGGGAGCGAAUCCAGAAAGGAUUCGAAACCCUCAAGUCAUACUCCAACCUUCGCAACAUCGAACCUGCAUUCAAGGUCGUAGAAAAGGUGUGGGAAGUCAUGGACUCCAACAUCGAAGAAAGUUGGGAUUGGGAGAAAAUCAUCAAUGAUAUGGAGAUGGAUUUUCUCAUUACCUGA
Messenger RNA from Aspergillus nomiae NRRL 13137, 1203 nucleotides. RefSeq names its product fungal specific transcription factor domain-containing protein. Lineage: Eukaryota; Fungi; Ascomycota; Eurotiomycetes; Eurotiales; Aspergillaceae. The coding region runs from base 1 to 1203 and encodes 400 amino acids. Gene Ontology annotation, molecular function: DNA-binding transcription factor activity; transcription cis-regulatory region binding. The record is from RefSeq and is a predicted model, not a curated record. Gene Ontology annotation, biological process: positive regulation of transcription by RNA polymerase II. The transcript is spliced from 2 exons. Gene Ontology annotation, cellular component: nucleus.